GAAGGAGUAAAUCAGACACUCAAAUUAAAAAACAUCGAACCAUACUGUUCGCGCUGUGGGUUACCCGAGAUAUACGUAUUCUUGUCGGACUCAACCGAUAAAUUAUGUCGGUUUUAGGCACAUGCGAACAUUUGAGAAGUGUGCCACGUACCAAUUCGCUCUCUACAAAACACAAAAAGUGGCCACAUUUCUUGUGCCUUGCAAAUCACAAUUCAUUUCUCUCUUUUGGGUUCCCAAAUUCAAGUAAAAUUAGGGCUUUUCUCUCUACUGAAAUAAUUUCUUACCAAAUGGAGUUCACAAAGGAAUCAGAGAGUUUACUCGACAAAAUCCAACCACCGCGUCUCGAAGAUGCAGGCCUCGAAGAUUGUGCACUUCCACCUGAAUCAAUCAAAGAAGCAUUUCUCAAAGCCGCCACCGCCGUACGAUCAAUAAUCUCAGCAUCGGACGAUGAAGACGAAUCGCAAGGCCAGUGUGUGAAAGCUCCAUCGCCGAACGACGAUUUCGCUAAGGAUGCUCUUAUAGGUAUUACGGAGGGUAUUACCGACAUUCCAGGAAAAUGUACUACGGAGAAAGGCGGUGGAGGCGAAGUGCCGGAAGGGAUAAUCGAUGUGGUGGAUGUAGAAGGUGGUAGUAAGGAUUCUGAUGACCGCGGAGACUUGGUGGAUGGAUUAUCUCUGCCGGAAGGCGGUGAAUCUUGUGUGGAUGGGUUGCAGGGUUUGGAGAUUGGAGAAAAAGGGGGGAAAAUUAAGAAAAAGGAAGGGAAGGAGGAAGACGAAGAAGCAAGUGAUGAGAAGCCAACUCUAGUUGAAGGUUUUGUAUGAACGAACAUAUAAUAAUAGUAACUUCUGUAACUUUGGUUGAAUAAUAUUGUACUAGUAUUAGACAUGUACUAAAAAGAUUUGUGUUUUAUGUUGUUUUUA
Molecule: messenger RNA, 920 nt
Organism: Capsicum annuum
Lineage: Eukaryota; Viridiplantae; Streptophyta; Magnoliopsida; Solanales; Solanaceae
Exons: 1
Coding region: 105-821 (238 amino acids)
Source: RefSeq, a predicted model, not a curated record